Molecule: messenger RNA, 1758 nt
Organism: Guillardia theta CCMP2712
Lineage: Eukaryota; Cryptophyceae; Pyrenomonadales; Geminigeraceae
Exons: 21
Coding region: 1-1758 (585 amino acids)
Biological process (GO): microtubule-based process
Cellular component (GO): dynein complex
Source: RefSeq, a predicted model, not a curated record
AUGGCAGCAAAAGCCGCGAAAGCCGCACAACGAGUGGCAGAGGAGCUCGCGAAACAUGAGAAGGAGUAUCUGCCAUGGCAUCAGAAGUGCGAUGAGACCAAAACAACAGGGGAGAUGAAUCUGCUGGUUGCAAUAACAGUUCCAGCGUCGGAGAAACGACAUUUGCAUGGCUACGACAAGACGGAUGUCUACGACCUCGACCUGCUGCUCAAACCCAACACCAACUUCUACCACAAGCAUGUGCGAGAGCAUCAGGAAGUCUCUAUGAAAGAACUUCAAGAGAUGAAGAAAGAAAUGCGAGACGAGCUUCAAAACACCUUGUUGUCAAGCUUUCUAGGCUCCUACAGUGAGAACUCGAAAUGGGAAAAUCACGACGAUACGUGGAAGGACUUGACGGGCUGGGAGGAGCAGGCAGUCUUCGACGACAUCCUAGAGCUGAUCGUCGAGGAGUUCAUGAGGACCUGGUCAAGGGUAGACUUCUCGACUUGGAGGAGCACAGAUGAUACAAGCGUCAGGACGGUGGAUGGCACCGAGCUGAUCCUUCAGUACGGCGAGAAAGGAAGAGAAAUGAUCAGCUUCUGGGCGGGGGCACCGGAGGUCAUCCAGGAGAUAGCGAAAGGGACGGAGGAGAAGAAGGAGAUUUUCAACAUCCAACAGCUGUUGACGAGUGCUAGCCGCAUGCUGGCUGGGGAGGAAAGGCCGAACGGAGUGUUUGAGAGCAUGGAGGGUCAGUUCCAGCAACACAACAGGAGGAAGGAAGACGGCUCCUGUCCGGACUUUCUUCCCCCCUGGGCAAUAGCUGGGCCUUACUCUGAGAUUCACCGAUGGUUCUUCCAAGGGACUGGGACUACGACGCAUGUUGUCUGCAGCGGAGUCGUUGAGCAGUGGGACCAGGAGGACGUUACAGGAGACUUCUGCUUGACGGACAGAGAACGAAUGUACCUCAAGCAGGCUCUGCAGCUGACGGUCAAAGCAUCUCGACGAGAUUUGUACAAGUUCCCUCUAGAUAUUCGAGAAAUUCACCUUUUGUCAAAGAUCAAGCAACAUGUGGAGGCUGGUCCGUGGCAUAAUCCAGCUCUGGGAAUCUUUCAGUUUCGCGUCAAGUCCUUGAAGAAGAGGAUGAGGAAUUGCGUCUUUUUCAGCAAGUGCCUGGAGACGCUGCCGCAGGGCUCGGUAGCCGACAAGGUCCCCGCACGGCCCGAGGCAUUCGAGGAGGAGAUACCCCUGGACCCCCUCCCUCCCAACCUCGAGAGCCUCCAGAGGGACCAGAAUGAAGUCAUCGAGUUCUACAAGUACGGCAAGAAGAUCGGAGCGAUCCGAGCCAAGUAUGUCCUGGAGGAUCGCUUCCGGCUCCUGGACAUGAUCGAAGAGUUCACCCCCGACUUUCUCUCCUCCUUCAAGACCAUCGGCCUCGACUCUGACGGGCAGGAUCACACCAUGAGCUCCAAGACUUUACAGCACAUCACCGACAUCACAGCGCUGGCUAUGGAUCUGAGCAUGCCAGACUACAGAGAAGACUUUAUUGCUUGCUUCCUCAAGACUCAACUCGAGGAGCUCAUCGGCCCCACCUGGCACAUCAUCGUCGGCCGAUCCUUCGGCUACAGCAUCGCGUACCAGCUGGGGGAGGUGGACGAGAGGGAUGAGGGGAGGGGAGAGAGGGAUGGGAAGAACGAGUGGGAGCUCAGGUAUGUCUGCAGGUUCAGGAUGCGACAUUUGGCGAUCCUCGUGUGGAAGUCGGAGCCGGAGGAAGCGUCUUAG